Molecule: messenger RNA, 324 nt
Organism: Microstroma glucosiphilum
Lineage: Eukaryota; Fungi; Basidiomycota; Exobasidiomycetes; Microstromatales; Microstromataceae
Product: DUF1183-domain-containing protein
Exons: 1
Biological process (GO): regulation of store-operated calcium entry
Cellular component (GO): endoplasmic reticulum membrane
Source: RefSeq, a predicted model, not a curated record
CGCGUGCGCAUGAGCAGCAUCAAGACUCUCACCUUCUACGCAGGCAAGAAGACUGCCUACCGGCGUACCUCACCCCUUCCUCAGCUAACCUGCAAGGGCAGAGAAUGCUCUCGGUACACACCAGACGUUAUCUCCUGUCAAAGCUUAGGAGACGAGCAGUGGCGUUGCGAAGCAGACCUUCCACCUUCCAUACGCAUGGGCCGGGUGGAAGUCUCAUGCGAAGGGUAUGAGGCGCCAAACGACCCAUACGUCCUCAAAGGCUCUUGCGCUCUGACCUAUCAGCUUCUACCGGCUUCAAAGGCUUUCAGCUCGGAGGAUGAUGAC